Messenger RNA from Sphenostylis stenocarpa, 1146 nucleotides. The record is from the annotation of a GenBank genome assembly. NCBI's taxonomy places the organism in Eukaryota, Viridiplantae, Streptophyta, Magnoliopsida, Fabales, Fabaceae.
AUGGGCAUGCAGACGCUGACCCUCUUUCGCUUCCCCCACCCAAUUUCUCAAAACGCUGUUGUUCCUCGCCAAGCCAUGUCUCGAUCCUCCGGAACCUCCUUUCCCACCUUCACCACUACCUCCAUCUCUUUCUUUCAACUCCAAGAUAAGAACGCUGACUUGUCGUUGAAGAUUGAAGAAGGCUUUGGACCCAAUGGACUGGGGAUUCUAUCCGUCACUGAUGUCCCAGGAUACCCUUCAUUGCGCAGAAAUCUCUUGCAACUUGCACCAAGAUUGGCAAAACUUCCCGAAGAAGCAAAGGAGGAUCUUGAAGAUCCUAACAGUAGGUACAAUUUUGGUUGGAGUCAUGGGAAAGAGAAACUUGAAUCAGGGAAGCCAGAUAUAUUAAAGGGAUCUUUCUAUGCCAAUCCCAUACUUGAUACACCUACAACAGAGGCUUCUUUGAUACAGCGGUAUCCAUCAUAUUGUGGAUCAAAUAUAUGGCCUAGGAGUACUUUACCAGAACUUGAAGUGGCUUUCAAAGCACUUGGCAUGCUGAUAUUUGAUGUCGGAUUGAUGUUGGCAUAUCACUGUGAUCAAUAUGUAUCCAAAGGAACGAAAACUCAGAAGGAUGAAGGUCUGGAAAGGAUACUAUGUCGCUCCCGCUGUCACAAAGGACGUUUGCUAUAUUAUUUUCCUUCACAACAAGGAGCCCCAGAUAGUAACUCUUUAUCUUCUUGGUGUGGAUGGCAUACUGACCACGGUUCACUGACAGGUCUAACUUGCGGUAUGUUUACGAGAGAUGGUUUAGAAAUGUCUUCCCCUGAUAGUGCUGCUGGCCUUUAUAUUCGAACAAGAAGUGACCAAAUCGUCAAAGUUGUCUUCGGAAAAGAUGAUAUAGCAUACCAAAUUGGUGAAACCACUGAAAUACUUUCUGGAGGUUAUCUUUGUGCAACACCUCAUUGUGUCCAGGCUCCCAAGGGAGAGAAGUCUUCUGGUAUUGAGCGCUCGACCUUUGCAUUAUUCAUGCAACCGGACUGGGAUGAAAAACUCAAUUUCCCCAAGGAAGUUCACAUUCAUAAAGAGCUUAUUCCAUCAAAUGCCGCCCUUACUUUUGGAGAGUAUUCAGAGAUGCUGCUAGACAAAUAUUAUCACCAAAAACAGUAA